Messenger RNA from Symbiodinium sp. CCMP2592, 370 nucleotides. Lineage: Eukaryota; Dinophyceae; Suessiales; Symbiodiniaceae. The record is from the annotation of a GenBank genome assembly.
AUGGCCGGAUUUUUCCGACGGCGGCAGCGUAGCUGCCUGUCUGGCAUCAUCUUGUGCGCUCUCGUGGUACUCUACGCCUCCGAGUCGGCUUUCGUCGGCCUUCCAUGGCCGAAGCCGCAAUCUGCCACCAGGCAAACGACGAGGUAUGAGUCUUCCAAGCCGUGGGAGGCUAGAGACACAGCAACAUCGAAUGUGGAAGCCAAACUUGAGGAGCACAUGAGCAUCCCAGAGAUCUUGAAUCGCUACGGCUUGCCGGCGCUCGUGUUCCACUUCGUGGUUUGGGUGUCAACCCUGGCUUCGCUGUAUUUUCUCUUCUGCUUCAACACCAGCCUUCUCCAGAUGCUUCCAGAGGAGAUCCAGCAGAGAGUUG